AUGCAUAUGUCAGCAAAGGAAGACGCCAGCAUAAAUGCUCUCGGCAAAGCCGCCGGAGUUUAUACGUACCAAGAGCUUGUGCGCCGCUCCGUACCACAGAAGAUCUUGAGCCAUUGCAAGUUUUUUUCAUCAACAGUUUCCCAAAACCGUCUUCCGAGCACUUCCAUCCUAUCUCCACAGCAUUCAACGAGCAGAUCACUACCCUUGCUGUCUUUGAACAACACCGAUUCCACAAAUCAGACUUCAAAUCCCGAAUCAUCUUGGAAUGACGCCUCGUCACCAUUUAAACGGGCACGCCUAGACUUUUUGAUGGAUAUGAUGGUGUCAUUGGACCCAACGAUGGGUUCGCCUGAGCUGUUGUCGACGUAUCCAGACGGUAUUAAUGAUACCAUCUCGAUAUCUUUAAGCUCGAUAGUAUACAAAAGGGGGAUCACGUCAACCUCUUCGACUCAAGAAACGUUAAGUGUUGAUUUGCCAGAUCAUGACGUUCCAAUUCCCAGUAUAGAAUUUUGCGAUGCAGAUCACCCAUCUGCUGAAGAGACACCAAUUGCUGCGUAUGGGUUUGAUUGGAUGACGUGGGAGGAGUAUACCAGUUGCGAUUUUAAUACGCUAGAGAAGUGGUUAUGAUUUGGGCAUAGAUGGAGUUAAUUCGAUUGUGGAUAUGUAUCAUCAAUAUAUGAGGAGCAGAUCGCGGGAUCAGGUACUGGUCGUGUAUCGCUAGCAAAUCAACUGCUUCUAAGUUUACAUCUGGCUAAUUCCACCGCCAAAUACUAUCUCUGAUUUUGAUAUGACCCAAACAUAUCAGUAUUCAAUCAAGCUUAUCAUUCCUCCACAUUCACUCUUAUCUUGACCAUCAUUUGAGUUUUCAAACCUGAACAUGCAUCCACAUCCACAUUAUUGCUUCUGUUCGGCGUCUGAGAUCCAAAGCCAAAUGAAUCAAGGAGACAAACACCUUGCCGCCCUCAGCUGAUAUGUGGGAGAAAUAACUUUACACAUGCCGAAUUCUUUGCAAGGCCCGGUGUGACACUCCUGCUCGCUACUUAAGUGCCGGUAUGAUUAGUUCUCGAUUGGCGUGUUUAUAGACCAGGUAGAAGGAGUGUUGGUGGACAGUAAGAAAACGACUUUAUUUCAAGUCAAAAUCAAUGGUGCGAGGUUCCAGUAUUGGGUUCAAAAUUGAUGCUGGAAUUAAUAAAUGUUGACAGCUUCAUCAGACACGCGACAGAUAUGAGGAAUUGAUUUAUAUUUCUUAAUGAGAUAGAUGGUUAUAUAUGUACAGAAGAGA
Botrytis sinoallii is the source of this 1282-nucleotide messenger RNA. RefSeq lists its product as uncharacterized. The record is from RefSeq and is a predicted model, not a curated record. The transcript has 3 exons. The coding region runs from base 1 to 627 and encodes 208 amino acids. Lineage: Eukaryota; Fungi; Ascomycota; Leotiomycetes; Helotiales; Sclerotiniaceae.